UAUAUGAUUUGUGUUUAAGGAUAUAAUGAAAAGAAAUAUGAACAUCCUAACGACGAAGGGUUAGCGAAGAGGAAAAUACUCUCAUCGGGAACGUAAACAAUGUGCAUUCAUUAAUAAAAAUAGUGUGGAAGCAAAUCGAGGCCAAUCCGUUAUUUCUAAAGCCACAUAUUUUGACAAGAAUAAAAUAACACAACAGCAGAGUUUUUCAAUAGUAAUUUUGAUAAAGACUUGAAAUUCAUACAUAGUAAAAAGGUAAACAAGAGUUAGAAAUUGAAUGUGACUCCGUACACUUACCCUUUUCCGGUAAAGUAUAAGAAAAGCUAUCAGAAAUGUCUACAUUAAGGGGUUGGCGAUAUGGGUUGUUCCUUGGAGGACUUGUAGGAUUCAUCAGUGCAGCACUUUACCCUAUCAUCAUAUACCCAAUGAUGCAUGUGGAUGAUUACAAAAAGAUCCAGGCAGAAAAUCGCAAAGGUGUUAAUCAGGAGGAAAUUCAACCAGGAAAUAUGAAGGUCUGGUCAGAUCCAUUUGACAGAAAGCAAUGAUGCCAGUGCAAGUAACAUAUAGUCAUAGGAAUGAAAAUAUAAUUCAUUAAUUGUAAAUUCUUACUAUAUAAAUAAACUUAUUCUUA
Penaeus chinensis is the source of this 628-nucleotide messenger RNA. RefSeq names its product small integral membrane protein 20-like. The record is from RefSeq and is a predicted model, not a curated record. Gene Ontology annotation, biological process: mitochondrial respiratory chain complex IV assembly. Lineage: Eukaryota; Metazoa; Arthropoda; Malacostraca; Decapoda; Penaeidae. The transcript is spliced from 4 exons. Gene Ontology annotation, cellular component: mitochondrial inner membrane. Bases 330 to 542 code for a protein of 70 amino acids.